Molecule: messenger RNA, 1353 nt
Organism: Aspergillus pseudoviridinutans
Lineage: Eukaryota; Fungi; Ascomycota; Eurotiomycetes; Eurotiales; Aspergillaceae
Exons: 1
Coding region: 1-1353 (450 amino acids)
Biological process (GO): transmembrane transport
Cellular component (GO): fungal-type vacuole membrane
Molecular function (GO): transmembrane transporter activity
Source: RefSeq, a predicted model, not a curated record
AUGGCUUCUCAACCAGCCGUUCAAGACGUGCCCAGGCAAGACGUGUCCGGAGAAGAGACGCCGCCAAUGAGUCCCGACAGCAAUGAUAGCCCCAAAGAGGUUGACGAGAAACUGGCCACGCCUCCAGCUGCGCCCAGCGGACCUCCUCCGCCUCCUAAUGGCGGACUCAUGGCAUGGCUCCAGGUUGCCGCGGGCUUCGUUCUCUUCUUCAACACAUGGGGCAUGAUCAACACGUUUGCUGUCUUCCAAACUUACUACGAGAGCGGCCAGCUCUUCAAGGCCUCCUCUUCUGAGAUCUCCUGGAUAGGCUCCAUCCAAUGUUUCCUCCUUCAGCUGACAGGGCUGAUUGCCGGCCCCAUCUACGACCGGGGCCACCUCCGCCUGCUCCUCAUCAGCGGUAGCUUCCUGGUCGUCUUCGGUCUCAUGAUGCUCUCCCUGUGCAAAGAAUACUGGCAGGCCCUGCUGGCUCAGGCCUUCUGCAUCGGCAUCGGCGGGGGCCUGCUGUUUACGCCUACCGUGUCGCUGCUCCCGACGUGGUUCAGCAMGCACAUGGGUCUCGCCGUCGGCAUCGCGUCAUCCGGCUCCUCCCUCGGCGGCAUCAUCUACCCCAUCGUGCUCUACCGGCUCCUCGGCCAGAUCGGCUUCCCCUGGGCCGUCCGCACCCUCGGCUUCAUCGCCCUCGGCACUUUCAUCCUCCCGCUGGCCGUCAUGCGCAUGCGCAUACGCGCUCCCAAGCCGCGCGCCGUUGUGGACUGGUCCGCCUUCACAGAUGUCCCCUUCAUGGUCUUCACGCUGAGCGUGGUGAUCCUCUUCAUCGGCAACGCAGUCCUCAUCUUCUACGUCUCCUUCUACCCCGAAAAUCGCGGCUUCACCGACACCUCGCUGGCCUUCUACAUGGCCGCCAUUUUCAACGCCGGGUCCUUCUUUGGGCGUAUCGCCCCCAACGCGCUGUCGGACCGCAUCGGCGUCUUCAACACCAUGGCACCCAUUACGCUGCUCCUGGGCGUCACUGUGCUGUGUAUGCUGGGCGUGCACAAUGAGGCAGGGAUGAUUGUCGAGGCAAUCGUCACUGGCUUCUUCAGCGGCGUCGUCGUCGCCCUGCCUCCUGUGUGCUUCCGCGUGCUCACAGCGAACAAGUCCAUGAUUGGCACGCGCAUCGGACAGGGCUUUGCGAUUGGCGGACUGGGUCUGUUGAUUGGUGGGCCAAGUGGUGGUGCCAUACUCGGGAAAAAAGAACCUCUGGAUUGGACCGGCCUGUGGGUUUAUGGGGGCGUCGCUGGGUGCGUUGCUGGCAUCAUCCUUGUUGGGGUUCGAAUCAUGAAGGCCGGGAUCUCGCUGAAGAUCAAGGCUUGA